Molecule: messenger RNA, 1801 nt
Organism: Episyrphus balteatus (marmalade hoverfly)
Lineage: Eukaryota; Metazoa; Arthropoda; Insecta; Diptera; Syrphidae
Gene: park
Product: E3 ubiquitin-protein ligase parkin
Exons: 8
Coding region: 167-1615 (482 amino acids)
Biological process (GO): autophagy of mitochondrion; regulation of apoptotic process; protein polyubiquitination
Cellular component (GO): ubiquitin ligase complex; cytosol; cytoplasm
Molecular function (GO): ubiquitin conjugating enzyme binding; ubiquitin protein ligase activity; zinc ion binding
Source: RefSeq, a predicted model, not a curated record
AUAUUCACCAUAGACGAAGAGGCAUCUAUCGAAAUACCAACCAGCUAGGAAAAGUUCUAAUCCAAACAUAAAAAUUAAUUAGAAUUUAAUAAAGAAAAAAAAAAAACAAACCACAUGAGUAUAUUUUAUAAAAAAGAAUUUAAUUAAUCCCCCAUCCAGUAGGAUUAUGAAUUUCCUGCUAAAUUUCUUCCGUGCCAUUAUCGAAAGAAUGUUACAAAUUCUAUCAAUUGGUCAGAAGACCAUCAAAAACACUUUGAUGAUUUAUGUAAAAACAAAUACCGGACGAACUCUAACUGUUGACUUGGAUCCCAAAUGGGAUAUACAAAAUGUUAAAGAAUUAGUUGCUCCACAACUUGGAUUGCAACCAGAUGAAGUUAAGAUUAUAUUUGCUGGCAAAGAACUAUGUGACUCGACGACCAUAGAGGAGUGUGAUUUAGGUCAGCAGAGUAUUCUGCAUGCAAUCAAAACUCGACCUCGUCAGAGUUUAAUUGGGCAAAAGCCCCUUGAGUCAACCUUGACUGAAGAAGAACCACAAGAAGAACCUUCGAAACCUUUGUGUGAAACUCUGGUCGAUUUACAACUUCAAAGUGAAGAAAGGGUUAAUAUCAGUGAAGAAAAUCGAGAACGAACACGAGCUCAUUUCUUUGUACAUUGCUCCCAGUGCUCCAAGUUGUGCCGGGGUAAGCUAAGAGUUCGUUGUUCAUUGUGUAAAGGAGGUGCUUUUACAGUACACAGAGAUCCCGAAUGCUGGGAUGAUGUCUUAGUGGCAAGAAGAAUUCGUGGUCAUUGCGAAAGUAAAGAGAUUGCUUGUGUGGACAACGAUAUCGGUGAUCCACCAUUUGCAGAAUUCUAUUUCAAAUGUGCCGAACAUCCCUCUGGAGGUGAGGCAGACUUUGCUGCACCUUUGAAUCUGAUUCAAGUCAAUAUUAAAGAUGUUCCUUGUUUAGCUUGUACCGAUAUAAGCGAAAAUGUCUUGAUUUUUCCUUGUGAAUCGAAACACGUUACAUGCAUCGAAUGCUUUCAACACUAUUGUCGAUCUCGAUUAAUGGAACGUCAAUUGAUGCUUCAUCCUGAAUAUGGAUAUACUCUACCAUGUCCAACUGGAUGCUCUGGAUCUUUUAUAUCCGAAAUUCAUCAUUUUAAAUUGUUAUCCAAAGAGGAAUAUGAGAGAUAUCAACGUUUCGGUGCGGAAGAGUAUGUUUUGCAAGCUGGUGGGGUAUUUUGUCCACAACCUGGUUGUGGAAUGGGUCUUCUAGUCGAACCGGAUUGUAAAAAAGUCACCUGUGAAGGUGGUUGUGGGUAUGUUUUUUGUAGGAAUUGUCGUCAAGGAUAUCAUAUUGGAGAAUGUCUACCAGAGAAUUCAACAAUACCGAAUGGUGGAAAUUGUGAAUAUGCUGUUGAUCCAAAUAGAGCGGCUGAUGCUAGAUGGGAUGAUGCUUCUUCGGUAACUAUCAAAGUAUCAACUAAACCAUGCCCGAAAUGCCGAACUCCAACUGAAAGAGAUGGUGGUUGUAUGCACAUGGUAUGCACACGAGCUGGAUGUGGUUUUGAAUGGUGCUGGGUAUGUCAAACUGAAUGGACUAGAGAUUGUAUGGGAGCUCAUUGGUUUGGUUAAAGAGAUUUGCAAUCCAUUCUAAUAACGAUAACUAACAUUUAUUGACCCUAAACAACGUAAACUUUGAUAAAGAUUGAAUUGAUUUUAAAGAAGGCUAAAAAAGAUGGAUACGAAAAAGGCUAGUUAAACAGUUAAGCUGUGUAAUAUAUUUUGAUAAAACGACUAUAUUCAAACGAAAAAGCGAGA